Molecule: messenger RNA, 1167 nt
Organism: Hemiscyllium ocellatum (epaulette shark)
Lineage: Eukaryota; Metazoa; Chordata; Chondrichthyes; Orectolobiformes; Hemiscylliidae
Product: retinoic acid-induced protein 2
Exons: 2
Coding region: 1-1158 (385 amino acids)
Biological process (GO): animal organ development
Cellular component (GO): nucleus
Source: RefSeq, a predicted model, not a curated record
AUGGAUCGAUUUUAUAAAGAGGCUCAGUCUAACCUGCCCAUGGAUGUGACAGACUCUCCUUCCCCUACAAUUGCAAACAAUAAACUGGAGAAUGGAGUGACCCAGCUCAUCACUGCAGAGGCAUGGAAUAUCAAUCCAACAGGACUAAUGAAAAAAGCACUUUCCCCCUUAGUAGCCGUUCCAGCAUCUUCUAUUAUGACACCACAAACUGACCCACCAAAUGGAGUAUCGCUUAAAGUAGCUGCUACUGUACUGCAACCAAUUUGCUUAGGAGAUAGUCCAAUGGUCCUACCCAUCCAUUUACAAGUGGCUGGGAGCUCAGCACCGCAGAUACCUCCUGGUGGUAACGCACCAUGGGUAAUGACUAAUCAAGGUGCAGUGCCAUUGUCUGUGUUGCUGGAGCAACAUUUGAUUCAGCAUUUAAAUUCACCACUGCUGCUGGCUUCGCCUACCGCAAGCCCUGUGAACUCUGUGCAGAACCACAUUAUUCAGGGGACGACUGGGCCUUGCAUCCAGUCCCAACCACUGGGCCAGAAACCUUUAAGUCAAACGCAAGAUUAUGACAUACCCCCUCCUCUUCCAAUCCCUGGAUUUGCUACUGUCCUCCAGGACUUUUUCCCUUCGCAUAGCACUGUACCUCCAGUACCAAAUGUCCCACCAGGCCCUGAGAACAUGGCUUCUAGCUUCUCCUCUUCUCCGCACCAGAACUGUGGUGGGCUUUUCUCCCCAUUAGUUCCUCCUGCUACUCUUCUCGUCCCUUAUCCAGUGAUAGUUCCUCUUCCAGUCCCAAUCCCCAUUCCUAUUCCCAUCCCCAUUCCCGUGGCCAAAGAUCCAGAGCUUACCAGAUUCGCGGACGUGCCCAGAAAAGCCACCAGCUCUGGCACCACAAGCAGGAGUACCCAGACUUCAAAUGGGAAAGAAGAACAAAAAGUCUCAGAAUGCAUCCAACACCAAGGAAUUCAAGACUAUCAACAUGUCAACUGUAAGUUCAGCACUGAAACUGAGGCACUGGAUCUGUCCAUGAAGAGAACAUCUGUUGUAAAGAAAACUGAGUUCUUUUGUCAACAGAUUGAACAGGAUGGUGUGCUGGAUCUAUCAGUUGCAGCCCCCAAGAAAAUGAAGGAAAGUCAGAACUUUCCAGGUACUGUAUUUUUGUGACAAGGCGAU